Pyricularia oryzae 70-15 is the source of this 348-nucleotide messenger RNA. RefSeq names its product cytochrome c oxidase assembly protein cox-16. Gene Ontology annotation, cellular component: mitochondrial inner membrane. Bases 1 to 348 code for a protein of 115 amino acids. Lineage: Eukaryota; Fungi; Ascomycota; Sordariomycetes; Magnaporthales; Pyriculariaceae. Gene Ontology annotation, biological process: mitochondrial respiratory chain complex IV assembly. The transcript is spliced from 2 exons. The record is from RefSeq and is a predicted model, not a curated record.
AUGGCCAUAUUUUCCAACAAGAAAUUCCGCGGCGCGGCGGACGCAAACAAGCUAGGCAUCAAAUACCGUACCGCCAUGCAGAAAUACCCGUUCCUGCUCUUCGGGCUGCCUUUCAUCAGCAUCAUAGUAGCCGGAUCGUUCGUCCUCACUCCCGCCACCGCCAUCCGAUACGAAAAGCACGACCGCCGGGUCAGGCAGAUGACCAAAGAGGAGGAGCUGGGACUGGGCAAGGACAGGAGACAGGUCGACAUCAGGGAGGAGUACUACAGGCUCGCGGCCAAGGAUCUCGAUAACUGGGAACAAAAGCGGGUGGAGCGGUUCAAGGGCGAGAGCGACGGCAAGCUAUGA